GUUAACUAGAAAAUAUUUGCAUCAAUGGCCUAAAAUUACGUGGGCGAAACUAAACGAUUUAGUUAGCCAGACACUACCCAAAUCAAAUCAAAUGGAAUAUUGGAAAUCGACUUCUAAGCAGCUGCAUUUCGAAGUGUUUGGCAAAUGCGGCUUUGAGGACGGGACUCUAGUUGAAAUCUCGGGGCCAAGCAAUAGCGGUAAGAGUCUUGUGAUGCAGAAGCUAAUAGCGCACUGCUUGGCUCCCUACAAGUACGGAGGCAGGCAAUGGAGCGUCGCAUUAAUCAGUCUCAGCCACAAAGUUAAUACGGAGUCAUUGGAAGAAGCCGUCAGAGUAGAGCUGCGGGAUUGGACUGGAUCUGGAUUGGAGGAUGUACCCACUGAGGCCGAACAGGCGGAGAUAUCGAAGGAAUGUGCCCGUAAAGUUAAGUUCAUUAAUUGCUUCUCAACCGAAGACGUGAUAAACAGCCUCAGACAAGCUAAGUGGUCCCAUGUGGCAGGCCAGAAUAUCGAACUGAUUGCCUUGGAUACUCUGAGUAUUACAAGCAGUGGCAGACAAGACUAGGACAGGCCUGCAAGGAUGCUUUUGUUUGCGG
Messenger RNA from Drosophila persimilis, 593 nucleotides. RefSeq lists its product as uncharacterized. The transcript has 2 exons. NCBI's taxonomy places the organism in Eukaryota, Metazoa, Arthropoda, Insecta, Diptera, Drosophilidae. The record is from RefSeq and is a predicted model, not a curated record. Bases 92 to 562 code for a protein of 156 amino acids. Gene Ontology annotation, molecular function: four-way junction DNA binding. Gene Ontology annotation, cellular component: centrosome; Rad51B-Rad51C-Rad51D-XRCC2 complex; replication fork. Gene Ontology annotation, biological process: double-strand break repair via homologous recombination; DNA strand invasion.